Molecule: messenger RNA, 5393 nt
Organism: Piliocolobus tephrosceles (Ugandan red Colobus)
Lineage: Eukaryota; Metazoa; Chordata; Mammalia; Primates; Cercopithecidae
Gene: PCDH10
Product: protocadherin 10
Exons: 5
Coding region: 860-3982 (1040 amino acids)
Biological process (GO): homophilic cell-cell adhesion
Cellular component (GO): plasma membrane
Molecular function (GO): calcium ion binding
Source: RefSeq, a predicted model, not a curated record
AAACUGCCAGUCCAGACCACAAGCUCAGAGGCUGAAGCAGGAGGAAGGAAGGACUGGAAGGAAAAAGAGGUUAGAGGGAAAGAGGCUUGGGAAGAAAACAGCAGAAAAGAAAUUGCUCAUUACACUUACAGAGAGGCAAGUAACGGUGGAGAUGAGAACAGAGGGAACCAAGACGAUGAAAGACAAAAAAUACAAAUAGAAUGAAAGAGGAAAAAAAUGUCAAGAAGAACAUCCAUCCGGAGAAAUGAAGAGAAUGAAAGUUUUAAGCUGCAGAGCCGUUCUGUGCUUUUCCGGCACAAAAUUCUGUCGCUGAUUUUAAGACCUUUUGCAUUUGCCAGCCGUUGACAUUAAGAGGCAUGUUUAACGGUGCCAACAGCAUCUCCUUUUCCUUCUCCUCUUCCUCCUCUUCUUCUUCUUCCUCCUCCUCCUCUUUUUUCUCCUCCUCAUUCUUCUCCCAUCAGCAAGAAGACAAACCGAGGACAGUCUUGAAAUACCGAAAUUUCCUCUUUGGGAUUUGCCAGCGCCGCGUUGCGCCAAGACUGUCGGAAUAAAGGACGCUGACUAUUGUAUUAUCGUUAUUUUAUUAAUUGGUCAGUGGAAAGAUUACAGAUGAGGAAAGGGGACGCCUGUCACCCUUCCUGUGCUAAGAUUAAAAAAAAAUGAGGCUGGAUUGCGGGAAGCUCUAAAAUGAAGCAAAAGGAGUAAGAUUUUUAAAGACAGAAAGCCACAGGAGCCCCUACGUAGCGCACUUUUAUUUGUAUUUUUUCAGAUUUUUUUUUUUUUUUUUUUUUUCGUGGUGGUGGGGGAGGUGAUUGGGUAGCUGACUGGCUGCGGGAAGCUACUUCCUUUCCUUUUGGAGAUGAUUGUGCUAUUAUUCUUUGCCUUGCUCUGGAUGGUGGAAGGAGUCUUUUCCCAGCUUCACUACACGGUACAGGAGGAGCAGGAACAUGGCACUUUCGUGGGUAAUAUCGCUGAAGAUCUGGGUCUGGACAUUACAAAACUUUCGGCUCGCGGGUUUCAGACGGUGCCAAACUCAAGGACCCCCUACUUAGACCUCAACCUGGAGACCGGGGUGCUGUACGUGAACGAGAAAAUAGACCGCGAGCAAAUCUGCAAACAGAGCCCCUCCUGUGUCCUGCACCUGGAGGUCUUUCUGGAGAACCCCCUGGAGCUGUUCCAGGUGGAGAUCGAGGUGCUGGACAUUAAUGACAAUCCCCCCUCUUUCCCAGAGCCGGACCUGACGGUGGAAAUCUCUGAAAGCGCCACGCCAGGCACUCGCUUCCCCUUGGAGAGCGCAUUCGACCCAGACGUGGGCACCAACUCCUUGCGCGACUACGAGAUCACCCCCAACAGCUACUUCUCCCUGGACGUGCAAACCCAGGGGGAUGGCAACCGAUUCGCUGAGCUGGUGCUGGAGAAGCCACUGGACCGAGAGCAGCAAGCGGUGCACCGCUACGUGCUGACCGCGGUGGACGGGGGAGGAGGGGGAGGAGUAGGUGAAGGAGGGGGAGGUGGCGGGGGAGCAGGCCUGCCCCCCCAGCAGCAGCGCACCGGCACGGCCCUACUCACCAUCCGAGUGCUGGACUCCAAUGACAAUGUGCCCGCUUUCGACCAACCCGUCUACACUGUGUCCCUACCAGAGAACUCGCCCCCAGGCACUCUCGUGAUCCAGCUCAACGCCACAGACCCGGACGAGGGUCAGAACGGUGAGGUCGUGUACUCCUUCAGCAGCCACAUUUCUCCCCGGGCGCGGGAGCUUUUCGGACUCUCGCCGCGCACUGGCCGACUGGAGGUAAGCGGCGAGUUGGACUAUGAAGAGAGCCCAGUGUACCAAGUGUACGUGCAAGCCAAGGACCUGGGCCCCAACGCCGUGCCUGCGCACUGCAAGGUGCUAGUGCGAGUAUUGGAUGCUAACGACAACGCGCCAGAGAUCAGCUUCAGCACCGUGAAGGAGGCGGUGAGCGAGGGCGCGGCGCCCGGCACUGUGGUGGCCCUUUUCAGCGUGACUGACCGCGACUCAGAGGAGAAUGGGCAGGUGCAGUGCGAGCUACUGGGAGACGUGCCUUUCCGCCUCAAGUCUUCAUUUAAGAAUUACUACACCAUCGUUACCGAAGCCCCUCUGGACCGAGAGGCGGGGGAUUCCUACACCCUGACUGUAGUGGCCCGGGACCGGGGCGAGCCUGCGCUCUCCACCAGUAAGUCGAUCCAGGUACAAGUGUCGGAUGUGAACGACAACGCGCCGCGUUUCAGCCAGCCGGUCUACGACGUGUAUGUGACUGAGAACAACGUGCCUGGCGCCUACAUCUACGCGGUGAGCGCCACCGACCGCGAUGAGGGCGCCAACGCCCAGCUUGCCUACUCUAUCCUCGAGUGCCAGAUCCAGGGCAUGAGCGUCUUCACCUACGUGUCUAUCAACUCUGAGAACGGCUACUUGUACGCCCUGCGCUCCUUCGACUAUGAGCAGCUCAAGGACUUCAGUUUUCAGGUGGAAGCCCGGGAUGCUGGCAGCCCCCAGGCGCUGGCGGGUAACGCCACUGUCAACAUCCUCAUAGUAGAUCAAAAUGACAACGCCCCUGCCAUCGUGGCGCCUCUACCAGGGCGCAACGGGACUCCAGCGCGUGAGGUGCUGCCCCGCUCGGCGGAGCCUGGUUACCUGCUCACCCGCGUGGCCGCCGUGGACGCGGACGAUGGCGAGAACGCCCGGCUCACUUAUAGCAUUGUGCGUGGCAACGAAAUGAACCUCUUUCGCAUGGACUGGCGCACCGGGGAGCUGCGCACAGCGCGCCGAGUCCCGGCCAAGCGCGACCCCCAGCGGCCUUAUGAGCUGGUGAUCGAGGUGCGCGACCAUGGGCAGCCGCCCCUGUCCUCUACCGCCACCCUGGUGGUUCAGCUGGUGGAUGGCGCCGUGGAGCCCCAGGGCGGGGGCGGGAGCGGAGGCGGAGGGUCAGGAGAGCACCAGCGCCCCAGCCGCUCUGGCGGCGGGGAAACCUCGCUAGACCUCACCCUCAUCCUCAUCAUCGCGUUGGGCUCGGUGUCCUUCAUCUUCCUUCUGGCCAUGAUCGUGCUGGCCGUGCGUUGCCAAAAAGAGAAGAAGCUCAACAUCUACACUUGUCUGGCCAGCGAUUGCUGCCUCUGCUGCUGCUGCUGCGGUGGCGGAGGUUCGACCUGCUGUGGCCGCCAAGCCCGGGCGCGCAAGAAGAAACUCAGCAAGUCGGACAUCAUGCUGGUGCAGAGCUCCAAUGUACCCAGUAACCCGGCCCAGGUGCCGGUGGAGGAGUCCGGGGGCUUUGGCUCCCACCACCACAACCAGAAUUACUGCUACCAGGUCUGCCUGACCCCAGAGUCCGCCAAGACCGACUUGAUGUUUCUUAAGCCCUGCAGCCCUUCGCGGAGUACGGACACUGAGCACAACCCCUGCGGGGCCAUAGUCACCGGUUACACCGACCAGCAGCCUGAUAUCAUCUCCAACGGAAGCAUUUUGUCCAACGAGACUAAACACCAGCGAGCAGAGCUCAGCUAUCUAGUUGACAGACCUCGCCGAGUUAACAGUUCUGCAUUUCAGGAAGCCGACAUAGUGAGCUCUAAGGACAGUGGUCAUGGAGACAGUGAACAGGGAGAUAGUGAUCAUGAUGCCACCAACCGUGGCCAAUCAGCUGGUAUGGAUCUGUUCUCCAAUUGCACUGAGGAAUGUAAAGCUCUGGGCCACUCAGAUCGGUGCUGGAUGCCUUCUUUUGUCCCUUCUGAUGGACGCCAGGCUGCUGAUUAUCGCAGCAAUCUGCAUGUACCCGGCAUGGACUCUGUUCCAGACACUGAGGUGUUUGAAACUCCAGAAGCCCAGCCUGGGGCGGAGCGGUCCUUCUCUACCUUUGGCAAAGAGAAGGCCCUUCACAGCACUCUGGAGAGGAAGGAGCUGGACGGACUGCUGUCUAAUACGCGAGCGCCUUACAAACCACCAUAUUUGACACGGAAAAGGAUAUGCUAGUCAAUUCUACAGGACUUACCUGAAGCAGCAUGAUUUGCACAAAGUCGACCAACAAAAGCAUCAACUUUUCAACUUCAUUAUCUUGGCCAUCCAGUUAGUCAUGUGUAACUGAUUUAGAUUUCGGGCGGAGUCAUCAUGGCCAAUUAUAGGACCUAAUUGCUCUCAGCAGGCCUGAGAAAUGAGUUGAAAUGUGCAGAACUGUAGAAACUUUAGAGGCAACUGAUUUUGCCUCCCCGAUCAGUGUGUGCCUGUUUACAGCACUAUCUAUCUUUCUCUCCCCAAAUGUCACUGAGCCCUUUAGAUGUUUAUAUUCACCUCGAGAAGCCAGUCAUAAAGAUAAAGGAAAUUUGUGCAUUAUAAAUGCAAUAUCACUGUUUUAAACUUGACUGUUUUAUAUUAUUUUUGUGUGAUCAAGUGUCCCCCAAACUAUUCCAACUUUACAAGAGAAAUUGUGAUUAUGUUCUUUUCACCUGUGGGUUAUAAAAAAUGUUGUAUUCUGAAGACCCACAAAAUAUCAAAGACAUUCUGUAGUUUAUACACCGUGUUGCAAAGUGUUUACUGUACUAUUUCAAAGCUUCUAAAUAAAUAUAAAAUAUAUAUAUUAUAUUAUAUAAUUUUCCUAAAAUGUGGUACAACUCAGUUGGUUUUUAAAUGGAUGCAUACAGUCCACAUAAUACAAUAAAAUAAAAGGUAAUUCAGGGUCCCAAUGACAAACUUACUAAGAAAAAAUCAUUAAUAGUUUUCUCCCAAUUUUCAUAUCUUACUCAACCCUGUUUUUCCUUGUUAAAAGAAAAUGAUGCUCUAAGCUACAAAAUUUUGUCAAAAACUCAUACUGAAUUUUCAAUGCCAAAGAUGUAGCUAUUGAUAUUAUCAGACAGAGCACUGACUAUAUACUAUCAAACUAUCUAACAAUCUACAUGAGUCUGAUUCUAUUUCUAUGGCUUUGAAUUUAGAAUCACUUAAAGCUUUUAUAAAGAAUCGAUAAAUUCACCAGUAUUUGUUGUUAGAAAAAAAAACUGGGUGUCUGUACAUUUUGUGGUGUAAAAUAUGUAACUGAAGAUUACUAUUUUAAGAAGUCAUCAGUCAUGUAACUCACACAGAAUUUUAUUUUACAUAGUUUUACAUAGUUUUGUGACUUAAUUACACAUGAAUAUAACAUCUAUAACUCUAUAUGAAUAUAUGGAGAUAUAUAAACAUCUGAACUGGUAAGGAAUAACUAAAAUAUGAAAGAUCUCUAAAUUUAGAGAUAGAAACAUGUUACAUUAUUGUUUCAGUAUUCCAUGUGAAAAUUUUAUAGCUUAAAUGUAGUCAGUGUUUGAUUAAUGAAAAAAUUCUUCAUGAGUCAGCCUUCAAAAGUUAAGCUUGCCUUUUACUUUUAUGUCAACAAUAUUAUUAAAUUUAGUAAGAAGCA